This is a messenger RNA of Dentiscutata heterogama, 545 nucleotides long. The record is from the annotation of a GenBank genome assembly. NCBI's taxonomy places the organism in Eukaryota, Fungi, Glomeromycota, Glomeromycetes, Diversisporales, Gigasporaceae.
GAGAACUUAUUAAAACUGGUGAUAUCAUUCAAGAGCUUCAUUAUGGUUCAUAUUUACAAGACUGCCCUUUACAACCUGGGUACAUAUGUGAAGGAAGUGGACAAAGCAGUGGUUUAAAUCAGGAUAAAACAGCACAAAAAUUAUUAGAAAAUAUUACUUUUUAUCCUUUUAUUAUUAAAUUAGAAAAUAUUUUGAUUUUUGUUGGAUCACUUGGCAAAAUUUUAUAUUCAAACCCAAAUAAAGUUGGUUGUCAUUAUAUGGCAUCAUUAUUUUAUAAAUAUAAAGCAAAACAAUCAGUUUUUUCUCAAUGUAUUCGUGACAAUUUAUAUACAAUUACAAUUUAUCAAAAUAGCCAAAUUAUUGCAGAAUACAAUGAUAGUUUACCUAAUGCCAUUUGGCAACAAACUGCAUAUGAAAUAAAAUUUCUUCAUCAAACACCUAUACCUAAUCAAUACACAUAUGCAGAUUGGGAUAACAAAAUAAUUAUGGAAUACUUGUUUGAAUUAUAUUUAAACAAAGCAGUUAGUAAACCAAUUGAAAAAUAG